Cataglyphis hispanica is the source of this 618-nucleotide messenger RNA. RefSeq lists its product as uncharacterized. The record is from RefSeq and is a predicted model, not a curated record. The coding region runs from base 1 to 618 and encodes 205 amino acids. The transcript has 3 exons. Lineage: Eukaryota; Metazoa; Arthropoda; Insecta; Hymenoptera; Formicidae.
AUGACGAUCUGCACAAAGCGUCAGUUUGUGUCGAACAUGCUUUGGCGGCUCUCCGGAUUUCUGAUAUUAGGCGUUUUCGUCGCCAUUUGUUCUUGCGAGCCUGUAAACAGAAAGCUUUUAUUAAAAACUUCGGAGAUAAUCGAGUGUAUCGACGAUGAAAAUAAUAUGUGUGAAACAAAUGAAGCGUUUAAAACUUUCUCGUCUAAUCGUGAAAAUAAAACACGAAUUAGCAGAGAAAUUAAGCAAAAAUUCCCUCCUGAUGACAAUAACGUAGCUGAAGUUUCUGCUCGGAAGAAAUAUAAUAAAAAAGGCGGCGGGGGAAUGUUAAUAUAUUUGGUUGCAGCUAUGAAAGCAGCAUUGAUUUACGCAAUGUUACAUGGAGUUGCAGCUCUCGCAGGAAAAGCAAUAUUGAUUGCCAAAGUAGCUUUAGCAAUUGCUAUAGCUGCAAUUCUAAAAAAGAAUGAUCAUGAAAGUGUUUCUUAUGAAAUAGUGAAACAUCCGCAUACUAGCUAUAUACAAACUCAUAGUUCAAGCGUUGAUUACGAUCACCGUAGUGAUUACGGAGAUGAACGUAGUGAUUAUGUCUAUGAAUUUCGAAAGCGGCGGAUUCCUGGAUGA